Molecule: messenger RNA, 243 nt
Organism: Prorocentrum cordatum
Lineage: Eukaryota; Dinophyceae; Prorocentrales; Prorocentraceae
Source: the annotation of a GenBank genome assembly
UGGAGCGAGCCGCCCGCCAGCAUCCUCAGACGUGCCCCCCUCCGGGCGCACGCCCGGGCGACUGCCGAGAGUGCCAUGUCCGCCGCCGUGCGCCGAAGGUGCUCCCCCGUUGCCGACCGGCUUCAGAAGCUGCUCGAGAGGUGCGAGGCCCUGCUCCCGCCGCAGAAGGGCCCCCUCCCAGCGGCGAGCGGCGAGGGAUACUACGCGGCCCGAAGCGCGCCGGGCACAGCUGCGGCCGAGCAG